Messenger RNA from Nymphaea colorata (pocket water lily), 962 nucleotides. RefSeq names its product reticulon-like protein B11. NCBI's taxonomy places the organism in Eukaryota, Viridiplantae, Streptophyta, Magnoliopsida, Nymphaeales, Nymphaeaceae. The record is from RefSeq and is a predicted model, not a curated record. The coding region runs from base 91 to 747 and encodes 218 amino acids. The transcript has 5 exons.
CUGAGGAAAACCUACCCUCUUCCCGUGCCACCCCUUUCCCGAACGCGGGGAGAGGCGUUCGGAAGUCGGUCGUCUCUUCGCGCGCUGGCGAUGGCGGACGACCAGUCGUCUUCCUCCUCCGGGAACCCUACACUUGACCCCAACUCUAGGAAGUCCGUACACCAGUGUCUUGGUGGUGGAUCAGUUGCUGAUAUCCUGCUAUGGAGGAGUCGGAACGUCUGCAUUAUGAUUCUUGUGGCUUCUUCCACCGUCUGGUUGCUCUUCGAUAGGAUGGGAUACAGCUUCGUGUCGUUCAUCUCGAACGUCCUCCUUCUCCUCGUUUCGAUCCUCUUUUUCUGGGCGAAAUCCGCGUCUCUUCUCAACAGGCCGCUUCCACCUCUUCCAAAUCUCGAACUAUCGGAAGAUUGCGCGGUGAAGGCUUCUGAUUUGGCAAGGUUCUAUAUUAACUCCGUGCUGGCGGUAGCGCGUGAUAUUACGACUAAGAAAGAUGUGAAGCUUCUUCUUAAGGUUGUUAUUGGUUUGUGGCUUCUUUCUUACGUAGGAAGUUUGUUUAGCUUCCUGACAUUUGUCUAUAUAGGAAUUAUUAUAUCUCUUUCGGCUCCAGUACCGUACGAAAAAUAUCAGGAUCUAAUUGAUGAAAGAUUGAGUGCGACCCACAGUGUUGUUCUAAAACGAUACAGAGACGUCCAGGGAAUGGUUCUUAGCAGAAUUCCAUUAUCAUCGAUGAAGGAGAAGAAGACCCAGUAGAGAUCAGGGUGGAUACUUAGUUCUUGGCUUUGGGCCUUCGGCUUCCAAAUGGCUAUUUUGAAGAAAGGAGGUGCUUUCUGGUUGUAGAAUCGUAGUUGCUAAUGAAUUUGUAUCUCUUUCCGCUUACGCUUGCAAUUGGUGUUUCUGCUUCUCCACUAAGCUGUCCAAUAGUGUUCUCGAGACAAGGUAGUUAAUCAAGCUGCAAAUUUCUAUUA